Brassica rapa (field mustard) is the source of this 1347-nucleotide messenger RNA. Its product is annotated as proline-rich antigen homolog. The record is from RefSeq and is a predicted model, not a curated record. Lineage: Eukaryota; Viridiplantae; Streptophyta; Magnoliopsida; Brassicales; Brassicaceae.
AACCUUGUUCAUCAACGUAUGCAAAAUGCAAUGGAUUUUAGCUGAUAUAACCACACCGUCCAAAUAAUAACAAUCGUUUUGAGCUGGGUCUUUUUCUAAAUUAAACUUGAGUAGAUUUUCGUUAACUGGUAAAUAGUUAACAGAAUCUAUCGGAACUCGGAAGGUGGUAUCGUGAGAGCAAUGAUUUUCAGUGUAGAAAGGUUUGGUAAAUCACGUGGUAUACAUUAUGCUGUAUUGGACACUAUGGCUUGCAUCAUCAAAUCACAGAUUAUAGACAAGCUGACUACUGUAGUUCUCAAUUUUUUUAUUCCUUUCUGACGUAAAUAUAUUUGUAAAUUUUUUUGGUGUAAAUUGUUAAACUGUUAAUAAAGAAAUGGUAAACAAAUGGUGAGAAAUAAAAAGAAGUAUCGGACACAAUCUACACGUUCUUCUGCUUCACUCUAACACUUGUGCCCCUUCUCUUCUUUGUCUUCUUCCUUCUUCCUCCUUCCUCAAAUUCGCUUCGUUCACCUUCAGAUUCUCUUACCAGACACCAACUCAGAUUCACUCCGACAAUGGAAACAUUCCGAACAUUCCAUCUCUUCCUUUUUCUCUCUCACUUAAUCUUCUUGACGACACACACUACGCUUACGUCAGCAAACUCUCAGAUCGUUGACUGUACAAUGUGCACUUCUUGUGACAAUCCUUGUCAGCCAAAUCCCUCUCCUCAACCACCGACUCCAUCUCCUCCACCUCCAGUCACCAUCACCGCCUGUCCUCCGCCUCCUAGCUCUGGCGGUGGUGGUGGUGGUCCUUACUACUACUACCCACCUCCUUCUCAGUCUGGCUCUUACCGGCCACCACCGUCUUCCUCCGGCGGCGACGGUGGCUACGUUUAUCCGCCGCCUAAAAGUGGAGGAAACUACCCUUUUACGCCGCCUCCGAACCCAAUCGUUCCUUACUUUCCGUUUUACUACUAUAACCCUCCGCCGCAAUCUGUUGUAUUGUCCGGAUCCAUAAGUUUAUCUUACGGGUUUUCAUUUGUGUUAGGUUUUGCUCUUUUUCUCAGUACGUACGUUGCUUAUAAAUAAAUAAUACAGGUUAAAGAAGAUGAUAGAGGUUACUUGUAACAACAAGAAACCCUUUACCCUUGUCUCUUUGCAGGGAAGAUGACCAUGCAUGAGAGAUCUUUACGCUGCAGAUCCUUUUCACUUCUCUGCUUGUACAAGUAGAUAUAUCUAUCAUUUUAACAAUUUUAUGAAUGUAGUUUCUUCCCCUUUUUACAUAAUUUAUUUAUCAAAAAAAAUAUUAAAGAUAAAUAAAUGGGGGUUGCCUUUAUUUUGGGUUUUAGUUGCUUUUAUGUGUUUA